Molecule: messenger RNA, 4021 nt
Organism: Acipenser ruthenus (sterlet)
Lineage: Eukaryota; Metazoa; Chordata; Actinopteri; Acipenseriformes; Acipenseridae
Product: zinc finger protein 420-like
Exons: 4
Coding region: 27-2372 (781 amino acids)
Biological process (GO): regulation of cytokine production; regulation of immune system process; negative regulation of transcription by RNA polymerase II
Source: RefSeq, a predicted model, not a curated record
UACUAAACAGAAUCCUGUGUGCUGCCAUGGACAGUGUGAAGAUGGAAUCUGUCCAGAUUAAAGAGGAGUUCCCUGAACUUGAACUGGUCCCCAUUAGAGUGGAGUUCUCUGGGCUGGCCUCCCUCCCCAUUAAACAGGAGCUCUGUGAGAUGCAAUGUGACAGCAGCCAGCCAGAGGUCUCUGACAUUAAAGCUGAGCACAAUGAAUUGGAGAUCCCCCAGACAGAAGAACCCCUUCCUGUUAAACAAGAAGAGGUGCUGGAAACUGUCCGUAUUAAACAGGAGCCCCCUGAAGUAGAGUUUGAGCACAUGGAACCAGUGAAGGAAGAAUCCGAGGACUUCAAACCAAACAUCCCUGAGCUGGAGCCUGUACGCCUGCGGGAGUGUAGCGUGGUGCUGGAGAGAAUCUGUGUGAGAGAGCAAGGCGCUGGAGAGGAAGGCUCUCCCAACAGCACGCAAGGAGGUGGAAAGGAAGACGGGCGCUCCCAUUCAGAGUGCAGUCUAGCAGGUUCCAGUCCAGCAGCUAAAGCGAGGGCGGGCGCUGCAGAAUAUCCUGACUGUGGGAAAGGUAUCACCCAGUUAGAGCAUUUAAAAAUGCACCAGCGAACUCACACAGGAGAGAAACCGUACCACUGCUCUGACUGUGGGAAGAGUUUCAGUCAGUCAAACAACCUUGUUUCACACCAGCGAAUUCACACAGGAGAGAAACCGUAUCGCUGCUCUGACUGUGGGAAGAGUUUCAGUCAGUCAAACAACCUUGUUUCACACCAGCGAAUUCACAGAGGAGAGAAACUGUAUCGCUGCUCUGAUUGUGGGAAGAGUUUCAGUCGGGCAGGAACCCUGAAAGCACACCAGCGAAUUCACACAGGAGAGAAACCGUAUCGCUGCUCUGACUGUGGGAAGAGUUUCAGUGUUUCAGGACAACUGACAACACACCAGCGAAUUCACACAGGAGAUCAACCGUAUCGCUGCUCUGACUGUGGAAAGAGUUUCAGUCAGUCAGCCAGCCUUAAAACACACCAGCGAAUUCACACAGGAGAGAAACCGUAUCACUGCUCUGACUGUGGGAAGAGUUUCAGUUAUUCAGGAAACCUGAAAACACACCAGCGAAUUCACACAGGAGAGAAACCGUAUCGCUGCUCUGACUGUGAGAAGAGUUUUAGUCGGUCAGACAGCCUUGUUUCACACCAGCAAAUUCACAGAGGAGAGAAACCGUAUUGCUGCUCUGACUGUGGGAAGAGUUUCCGUUUUAAACAAGGCCUUCAGAAACACCAGCAAAUUCACAGACUACUAAACAGAAUCCCGCGUGCUGCCAUGGACAGUGUGAAGAUGGAAUCUGUCGAGAUAAAAGAGGAGCCCCCUGAAUUAGCGUUUGAGCACAUGGAACCAGGGAAGGAAGAAUCUGAGGACUUCAAACCAAACAUCCCUGAGCUGGAGCCUGUACGCCUGCGGGAGUGUAGCGUGGUGCUGGAGAGAAUCUGCGUGAGAGAGCAAGGCGCUGGAGAGGAAGGCUCUCCCAACAGCACGCAAGGAGGUGGAAAGGAAGACGGGCGCUCCCAUUCAGAAUGCAGUCUAGCAGGUUCCAGUCCAGCAGCUAAAGCUAGGGCGGGCGGUGGAGAAUAUCCUGAGUGUGGGAAAGGGUUCACCCAGCUAGGGCAUUUAAAAAUGCACCAGCGAACUCACACAGGUGAGAGACCUUAUCCCUGCUCUGACUGUGGGAAGAGUUUCAGUCUGUCAGGAAACCUGAAAAAACACCAGCAAAUUCACACAGGAGAGAAACCGUAUCACUGCUCUUACUGUGGGAUGAGUUUCAUUCACUCAGGAAACCUGAAAACACACCAGCGUACUCACACAGGAGAGAAAAGGUAUCUCUGCUCUUACUGUGGGAAGAGUUUCAGGCAGCCAGGAACCCUGAAAGGACACCAGCGAACUCACACAGGAGAGAAACCGUAUCGCUGCUCUGAAUGUGGAAAGUGUUUCAGUCAGUCAAGCAACCUUGUUUCACACCAGAGAAUUCACACAGGAGAGAAACCGUAUCACUGCUCUGACUGUGGGAAGAGUUUCAGUCAUCCGAACCACCUUGUAGCACAUCUGCGAAUUCACACAGGAGAGAAACCGUUUCGCUGCUCUUACUGUGGGAAGAGAUUCAAUCACUCAAACAAUCUGAAAAAACACCAGCGAAUUCACACAGGAGAGAAACCAUUUCGCUGCUCUUACUGUGGGAAGAGAUUCUGUGUUAAACGAGGCCUUCAAAUACACCAGCUAAUUCACACAGGUGAGAAACCGUAUUCCUGCUCUGACUGUGGGAAAAGUUUCAGUCAGGCUGGAAACCUGAAAAGACACCAGCAAAUUCACAGAGGAGAGAAACCUUAAAGACUAUGUUCAAUGGGACCUUUCACUCAUGAGGAAAAAAACGUUAGCCUUGCAUUAUGAAUCCCUGUGUAAUUAGUGUUUUGUGUAUCACUCUUAAGGGCAUGCAUUUUAAAUGGUAAAAAUGCUCUUCAGCUCUCUUGCACUGUGAUUGUGUCAGAAAGUGGGCGGAGACGCGGACACGUCACAAGAGGCUUCUCUGCUGUCAGUUUAACUCAGGCUGUCAAUGCAGUCAGUGCCUGGGAGCGGGAAUAUGCAGAAAGGAAACUAUUCUGCACCUCAUCUGAUGGACGAGUCAGGAGAAAUUGAUAACUCAGUGUGGGGAAUGAGUUUCAGGGUUUAGCAUUUAAACUGCAUAGACUUGAAAAUAAAUACAUUUGAUGGGAACGAGUAUCCCGACCCCGGUAUGUAGCAUCCCAGAGACAAGACUGCACCGUCCUUACUGGACAACCGCCUGGAGGGUUUGUCUUGUAAAUUCAUCAUGAUUCUAAAACUAAUGAAAAAUGAUAGUGUCCCAUGACUGUAUUAUGAGAUGAAUGGCUGAAUACUGCGUGACGUGUAGCUUUGCGAUGUGCAUUGUCCAUGCUUCUAUUAGUGCUGCUCUUGUAAACUGCCCUGAGUAAUAGCAGUGUAGCAAGCAUGUGUACGGAUCUUAUGUACAGAAAGUCAAAUUGUGUAACCUGAGUUCUAAAGCGACUUGACUGUACAAUUAACCCUGGUGUGUGCUGAUUAAUUAUACAACAAAAUAGUAAGCAAUGCGAAAAACACCUUUGUCUAAAUUGUAUUCAAAUGAGCAAAAUGUGUGUGGUUUUUUUUUUUUUUUUAAGCCCAUUGUAUCAAAUUGAGUUCUCAUGCUCUGCCUCUUUGGGUGAGCCUUCAUCAUGGUGACAUGUAGCACUCAGACAGACUCUACAGGCAGAGGAUAGAGAGGAGGGGCUUGCAAAGUGCCUUUUGGGUAGAGAAAAAUAUAUAUAUAUAAGUCACAACUAGUAUUUAUAGAUCUUUUUUUUUUCUUUCAUGGUUUGUGUGUCUGAUGUACAGAAUUCAUGUUGUUUGCCAAGAUACUGGUUAAUGUUCUCUCUAGUUCCAGCUAGCACACUGCUCCUGGGUAUUGCAACACUUCAGCAAGUUUAGAGCUCGGAUGCAGUGCUUUUAAUCCUGCAGUAAACUCCAGGGGAAGAAGAUGGAAACCAGUAUUUCUCACUCUACAUAUAGUUGGUGUAAAAUAAAACUUUUUCAUUUUAAAAUACAGAAAUAUUUAUUAACUACCCACUUGCUGAGCUGCUACGUAAGCACAUGGGUUUUUUUUUUUUAAUAUCAUUUUUUGUUUUGUUUUUGUUACUGGUAUAAAGUGAAAAAAAAAUAAAAUAAAAUUCUUCAGUUUCCAAAGAGUGAAUUUUCAAGCACAGUGGGUUCCACAUUCAACUCAAAUGGUGUCUAACAGGGCACUAGGAAAGAAGAGACUCCCUCCCUCAAAGAGAAAGAAAGAGCGCCCCCUCCAGUCUAUAGAGAUGUAAAGCAAGGAGACGGAUUCCAUGCGCGCACAGCUGCUUCACUGCGGAACGCAACCUUGUCAUGUGACAGAAGGGCUUCAGUGACGUAUUAAACGGGGACAUGCAGUCAUUUAAAGACACGUCGUCUUUCUUUUAAAG